Adineta ricciae is the source of this 417-nucleotide messenger RNA. Lineage: Eukaryota; Metazoa; Rotifera; Eurotatoria; Adinetida; Adinetidae. The record is from the annotation of a GenBank genome assembly.
AUGAACAAGAAUUAUCAAGAGUCUCCACCGUCGUACCAAGCUUAUCGGGAAAAACCUUCUGCUCCUUAUUCACCAUUAAUCACCUAUGAAAGACUAUCAACAGACGAGAGAAUCGAACAUAGUCGGACCCUGGGCUACAACGAAGCAGAUUUGGCUAUGAUUUCGGAUCAAAAUCUUCGGUCUGUUUCAGUAGGUCAUGAGCCCGUACAAUGUACUUGUUCGAACUGUCAUUCCUCGGUCGUCACCCUCGUAAAGCAAACACCAGGGUUAUUAGUAUGGCUUCUCUGCCUUCUUAUAAUCAUUGUCGGCUGUUGGCUUGGCUGCUGUUUGAUACCGUUCUGUGUACGUGGAAUCAAAAAUACUCAACAUUACUGUCCAAAUUGCAAAGUAUUAAUUGGUGAAUAUCGUCCGUUAUAA